CGCGGCGGGGCCGGGAUGUGGCGGGCGCUGCGGAGGCUGCGGGGCUGCGGGCGGAGAUGGCAGCACGGCUCAGCCAUCGACGUGACCAACGAGCCCAUCCUCGAGUUUAAGCCCGGGAGCCCCGAGCGAGCAGCACUUCAGAAGGCACUUGCUGACCUGAAGGACAAGACCGAGUCGAUCCCCUGCGUGAUCGGGGGGCAGGAGGUGUGGACAUCCACGGUGCGGUACCAGCUGUCGCCGUUUAACCAUGCACACAAGGUGGCCAAGUACUGCUAUGCUGACAAGGAGCUCAUUAACAAAGCUAUUAAUGCUGCUUUGGCAGCAAGGAAGGAAUGGGACCUGAAACCUGUCCAAGACCGAGCUCAGAUCUUUCUGAAGGCAGCUGACAUGCUGAGUGGCCCGAGGCGAGCAGAAGUGUUGGCCAAAACCAUGAUUGGACAGGGUAAGACCAUCAUCCAGGCAGAAAUCGAUGCUGCUGCAGAGCUGAUCGACUUCUUCCGAUUCAACGCCAAGUACGCGCUGGAGCUGGAGAGGAGCCAACCCCUCAGCGUGGACAUCAGCACCAACAGCAUGGUGUACCGGGGGCUGGAGGGCUUCGUUGCAGCCAUCUCUCCCUUCAACUUCACGGCCAUCGGUGGUAACCUGGCAGGGACUCCAGCCUUGAUGGGCAACGUGGUCCUGUGGAAGCCCAGUGACACAGCUCUGCUCUCCAGCUAUGCUGUCUACAAGAUCCUCCUGGAGGCUGGGCUCCCUCCCAGCGUUGUGCAGUUCGUGCCAGCAGAUGGACCCGUGUUUGGAGACACUGUCACCAGCUCCCAGCACUUCUGUGGGCUCAACUUCACCGGCAGCGUGCCGACUUUCAAGCGCCUCUGGAAGCAGGUGUCGGAAAACCUGGAUCUGUACCGCAACUUCCCCCGGCUGGCUGGAGAGUGUGGAGGGAAGAACUUCCACCUGGUGCACAGCUCCGCUGACGUGGGCAGCGUGGUGAACGGGACCCUGCGCUCAGCCUUCGAGUACGGCGGCCAGAAAUGCUCAGCCUGCUCUCGCCUCUACGCCCCGGCCUCUCUGUGGCCUCAGAUCAAAGAGAAACUGCUGCAGGAGCACGGGAAGAUCAAAGUGGGAGACCCUGUGCAGGACUUUGGGACGUUUUUCUCAGCGGUGAUUGAUGCCAAGUCUUUUGCACGGAUCAAGGGCUGGAUUGAGCAUGCCAAGAAGUCUCCCAGCCUCAGCAUCCUGGCAGGGGGUGGCUGUGACGACAGCGUGGGGUACUUCAUCGAGCCCUGCAUCGUGGAGAGCAAAGACCCCCAGGACCCCAUCAUGAAAGAGGAGAUCUUCGGCCCUGUCCUCACCGUUUACGUCUACCCCGAGCAGCGGUUCCAGGAGGUGCUGGAGCUCAUCGACAGCUCCACGGCCUAUGGCCUCACGGGGGCGAUCUACGCCCAGGACAAGAGAAUCAUCAAGGAAGCCCAAAGGCUCCUGCGCAACGCCGCCGGCAACUUCUACAUCAACGAUAAGUCAACAGGAGCCGUCGUGGCCCAACAGCCCUUUGGAGGCUCCCGCAGCUCAGGUACCAACGACAAACCUGGUGGCCCCCACUACAUCCUGCGCUGGACAUCCCCUCAGGCCAUCAAAGAGAGCCACGUGCCCCUGCAGGACUGGCGUUACUCCUACAUGCAGUGAUGCCUCCUGCCCACUGCCCCUCAACACACACAGGGGCUUCACAGCCACCUCCUGAGAAAGCACUGCAGUCUACUCAUCCUCACCCUGGCCUGCCUUAGGCUUUCCUUUUAGAGAAGAAUUCUGAUGUUAAGUUGUAAAUGAAAAAGGAAAAGACAAAUCAAUCCAUGUGCUUUU
Messenger RNA from Colius striatus (speckled mousebird), 1854 nucleotides. It is a transcript of the gene ALDH4A1, whose product is annotated as aldehyde dehydrogenase 4 family member A1. Gene Ontology annotation, molecular function: L-glutamate gamma-semialdehyde dehydrogenase (NAD+) activity. The transcript is spliced from 15 exons. The coding region runs from base 16 to 1680 and encodes 554 amino acids. The record is from RefSeq and is a predicted model, not a curated record. NCBI's taxonomy places the organism in Eukaryota, Metazoa, Chordata, Aves, Coliiformes, Coliidae.